GCAGGCGUGCUGCCCGGUGGGGCUUUGCGGCGGGGCGGAGAUGGCGACUUUCUUCGGGGAGGUGGUGGUGGCCCCGUCCCGCUCCGGCGUGGACGAUGAGGAGGAGGCCCGCGAGGAGACCCCCGAAGACCGGGAGAUACGCAGGGAACUGGAGAAGAAAAGGGAGGUCGACGUCCACUGGACCUUGAAGUCCGGCGCGACUACAGGGAGCUCUCCCGGCGAGCCGUUUGUGUGCUCUAAAUUUAUAUUAGCAAUAGGACAUAACGCUGCAGCUUUCCUGUCAUCUUUUAUUCUGGAUUCUGUAUGUUGGGAAGUAGUUGGAAUUGUGAAGCUCUGGAAUGAGUGGUGUCGAACGUCCAAUACAACAAAUGUCCUCCCUACAGAUUCUUACUGUUUGUUCUACCGACUAAUAUCAGACCCAACAGUUUUGCUGUGCCGGUGCAGUUGCUACGUUGCUGAGGAUCAACAGUUCCAGUGGCUUGAAAAGGUUUUUGGCUGUAUGCAAAAGGAGGGCUUGCAAGUAACCAUUCUUUCCACGUGUCCUGUGGCUGACUAUAAAACUCAGGAAUCCACUUUAACGCUCCCAUCUCCCUUUCUGAAAGCCUUGAAAACAAAAGAAUUCAAAGAGCACGUCUGCUGCCCACUGCUGGAACAGCCCAACAUUGUGCGAGAUCUUCCUGCUGCUGUUUUGAGCUACUGUCAAGUAUGGCAGAUUCCUGCGGUGUUGUAUCAAUGUUACACUGAUGUCAUCAAACUGGACACGGUUACAAUUGAAGCGUUCAAGCCUCUGCUUUCCUCUAAAACCCUGAAGAGUUUAGUCAAGGAUGCAGCUGAAAGCACAAAGCUUUUGAAGAAGUUACUGACAACCAAUGAAGCUCACAAUAAUAUCUACAUCUAGAAGGGACAUUUGUGAUGCAGACUGCACUUUUGUAAAUUCAAGUUUCUUCUUUAGAGGACGUUUUGGAGUUGUAGUUGUUUCUUUAAAAGUGGAAUAAAUUCCAGUAGAUUUUUACUUCUGCACUCAUUUUUGUUACUUUUGAAUGCAUCACUACCAACACAUACAUUUCCUCUGCGUGGCUUGGGAGACUUUCUUCUGGAGUGAUUUUUAGGAAAGAGGUCUUGGAUGUGAAAAGAAACUUCUUUUUCUCCUCCUGAAGGGAUUGUCUUACUGAAACAUAAGCCUUUUUUAUGAGUAAAAGAGGAAAUGCAGUUAAGGAAUUCUCUUAGGUAAUGAGAACACGUAUUUUUUGCUUUACUUUGAGACAGCAGAGUUUUCUUUGUAUUCAGUCUUCUUUUAAGAUUUGUCUGUGGUGGAGAAAAUGCACUCUGCUGCUUUUUACAUAAAUAAUUAACGUGUCAUUUUGUGUGUGUGUAUUUAUGAAUGAUUGAUCCAAAAUAUAGUCAGUGAACUAUAGUAGACGCUUUUAAAACACUUACUGGUGGAAAAUAAUCUGAAGCUUGCUUUGCAAAUUAGUAAGAGGCAAGAAUGUGAAGCAGUUUUGAAUUGCAUGGAAGGGCUGCAACUUGGAUUCACUGAGUAGAUUGUCACACGUGUUCAGCGUAGCACCGCCUGCAGA
This is a messenger RNA of Dryobates pubescens (Downy woodpecker), 1577 nucleotides long. It is a transcript of the gene PSMG1, whose product is annotated as proteasome assembly chaperone 1. NCBI's taxonomy places the organism in Eukaryota, Metazoa, Chordata, Aves, Piciformes, Picidae. The record is from RefSeq and is a predicted model, not a curated record. Bases 41 to 898 code for a protein of 285 amino acids. Gene Ontology annotation, cellular component: endoplasmic reticulum. Gene Ontology annotation, molecular function: proteasome binding. The transcript has 7 exons. Gene Ontology annotation, biological process: proteasome core complex assembly.